Molecule: messenger RNA, 12232 nt
Organism: Pelobates cultripes (western spadefoot toad)
Lineage: Eukaryota; Metazoa; Chordata; Amphibia; Anura; Pelobatidae
Source: the annotation of a GenBank genome assembly
AUGCCCAGAUCCUUUCUAGUGAAGAGCAAGAAGGCUCACAGCUACCACCAGCCCAGAUCCACAGAGGAUGACUACACUCUGAGACAGGAGAUCAUCUUGGCUCAUAUAUGUGCAGGUAUGAGCUGUCAGGGACCGCUGGACACAGUAUCAGUGCAGUCCAUAUGGGCCAUCAAUCUGUACAGGACACAUUGUAAUCACUGCAGUGUUCCAUAUUAAAUAAUUCUUUACCUGUACCCCUUUUACACAGGCUGUCAUCCACCACUACCCUGUAUUUGAGGCUUUCUCCAUACAGUGAAUCUAUGUUCAGUAUGGAUUCAAAGGUCCUUAAUUAUAAUGCAGAUAACAUAAAUGUUAUAUUUUAUGUAACACCCCAAAACGAAAUAAAGCUGUGUGACCCUUUAAAUUUAUCCCAUGCAUGCUAUUAAAUAGAUAUAUGUGAUGGUUUAUUAAUACCUUUAUAUGCACUGAUCUUACUAAACUACAACCUGGCUGCAUUUUAUGCAAUGACAAAUUGUAUUGUAUAGUUGGGGAAACACUGGCCAGGGAUGAAGCAAUUCAAUGCAAAUUAUUCCACAUUUCUAUUUUCCUGUUUUUUGUUUUUUUUUUGUUUUUUUUUUAUUAUCUGUCUCAAAUAAAUCAAUGGAGAUUAGCAAAUGCAGAUAAUGUUACAUACAUUUCUAUUUCCCAGUAGAAUUAUUUUUAGGCAAGAUACAUUAUAUCUUUAAUGUAGAAAUUGUUAGAUCGAAUGUUUAACGAAUCGAAUGUUUUGGCUACAAAUGUAAACAAUCGAAUUUUUGCAGAGUUUAAACAUUGCGAUUUCUAUAAUAACUACGAUUGAUGAUACUAUAUGCACUUUUAUUGUGGCUUUAAAAAAAAAAAAUGUAAACACGGGAAAAAUUAUGUAAAAAACCCAAAACAUAGUAAUUUAUAUUUUUCUAUAAAUCUUGACUCAUAUGAUCUGUAAUAAUUAAAUGCAAUGUACAGUAAUAGCGAUCGUGUCACAUGACCACAUCUGGUUUGUCAUACAAGUCUCCUGUCUGUUUCACUGCUCCCUCGAAUUUCAAGGAGACCAGAAUAUGAACGAAACUGCCAUUAUAUAUAUUCAUAUUCUCAUAAUUAUUAAUAAUUGUACCAAACCGAUACGAAAAAAUAAACCUCUUAAAUACUUAUAUUUCAUAUAUACACAUCCAGUAUGCAUAAAUCACACGUGUAUGAUUGCCUGUGUAUCUAUCUCUCUCACUAUCUCUCUAUCCUCCCUAAAUACCCAUUUGGGGGGAAAUCGCAGUCUAGUUGCAGAUGUUUGAACCCUUUGAUUUGAGUGAUGUUCAUUUUAUUUAAUGCCAUGCAUACCCUCUUGAUAAUUAAUAGGAUUAUGUGUACUAUUGUUGUUAUUAUAUAUUGUAUAGCAUGGCUUAUUGUAGCAGUAUGCAAGUUUUAUGAAGAAUUGAAUUUGAUACAUUUUCCUUUAACCCCUUAAGGACACAUGACAUGUGUGACAUGUCAUGAUUCCCUUUUAUUCCAGAAGUUUGGUCCUUAAGGGGUUAAUUCCAUUGAUGUGAUUGCUUGCAUUUUGUUGGUCUGUAAUGUUUGGCUUAUGUUGUAUUUCAUGCAAUGUACUUUUAACAGAGACCAAGGUCCUUCCUGAGGUCCAAGGUAACUUCUCCCCUGUGUCCUCCAACCUUGAAGAUGUCACUGAUGUGUCCUCAGACUCCCCCCCAAGCUGUGAGGGUAGUGUGUGUGAUACCACAGCCUCUGAGUAUGAAGAUUUCUGGAGACCCCCUUCUCCCUCAGUAUCACCAGGUAAUAAAACAUCCUUUCAAUGGAACUGAAAACUUGAUCUAUACUUGUAGCAGCUACCUAUAGGUCUCCUAGAUGAUUCUUAACUUAAAGUCCCAUGAUCCUUAUCCAUACUUGAAGAUUUAAGUGGUUCAAAAACAUCUGGAAUGCUAAGAUUAGACACCCCUGUUCUACAACGUCCCAUCGCCCCAUUGCUACAUGUCAUAAGGUAAAUAGCAGGACUAUAUAGCACUGGCCAGCUGUCCUGGUUAUAUGCUCACACAAUAAAUAUAGACUGAUAAGUGGGAUUAUAAAAUAGGCUGGCUUUAUAUUCCCCAGCUGUGCCUAUAAUAUUUUGUCCAUACAAAGUUUCCACUCUCAGAUGUUCUGCUAAUAUUGAAUCAGAAUUCGUGGCAGGUUACCCUUAGGAUACCCAGCCCUUCUAUUCCACACACACACAAAUCCUAUUGUGUUCUAACAGAUGUUACAAUAAUGCAACAAAACAGCUACAACUCGAUUCUAUAAACAUUGACUUUACCAGGUAAACCAUUGUACAUUGGAAGAUCAGUCUCUGCUGCUGCUGAAAUAUCUUGAUUUAUUCAUAGUCUGAAUUAGAUCUAAUCCAGCACAGAUUGGGAUUUAUUCAGUAACACUGGAAAUAAGACUGAAUUGACAACAGAAUGGCAAUAUUAUUUUUUAAUAGUUUAGUUGAAAUGUUUUUUCUACUUUGCCCUUAAUUCUGUAAAUUAACCCCACAUUCAUUUUCUCUGUAUUUGGCUAUUUUAAUAUGUACGAUCUAUGCAUAGUACCUGAAUUAAGUGUUUCUGUAUGGUUUCGAUAAAUGUCAGACUAUCCGAUUCCUGAAGAGGGCAAUGGGAAUAUUGCCAUAUAAUAUAGCAGUAGGUACAGAGCCUUAUUUAAAAUGUUUACGUUAAUGCAGAAUGAAUUUAUAACAUAUGUAUUAACGAAUCCACUGUAAAUAGACCUUACCCACUAUCACUGUGUUAUUAUCUUAUUCGGUUGGUAGUAAACAAUAACACAGAUUUAUAAACAGAUACAAUGAUCGUUCAUGUAAGGACAGUUAAUCGAAAUAGUUUCAUUGUAAUCAUAGUUGCAGCCCAUCUCUAGCAAGAUCUGUGUUUGGAAGAAACGAUAAAGGAAUCGAAUUUAACCCUUUGGGGUAUAAACCCAUUGGAGAGCACUAUUGAAUGCAAAGGGUUACAUGAAACCGUAUAGAUAUUUAAUAACAUUCCUGGGGCAGGGUUUGCACAGGCAGCUUUCAGCUUUAUUAACUUAUCAUUUUAGGAACAAAACAGACAAACUAAAUCUUUUCAAAUACACUUUGUAAAAAUAUUACAGUUUCCAUAAUCUGUGAUUGAAGACCUGCCAUGUGUAUUUAACUAACUAUAGCCAGAAUAUUUAUUUCGAAUCCAUUAUUAUUAUUAUUAGAUACGGUUUUUAAAAAAAUAAGAAUAUAGAAUUUCUCAGUGUAGUCUUGAAUUUCUAAAUAUUUUUUAAAUGACACCGAAAUAAUGUAUUUGUUAAUACACGUAGUAAUCGUAAUGAAUUAUUUUUAAAUCGAGAUUAAGCAGUUUUUAUUUUAUUGCUACUCAAUCUAAACGGUGGAAGAUCAUUUUCUGAUUUAUUCUCUCAACCUUGUGUCCGUGCUGAUUGAAGGAAGCAAAUGUGACAUGCCCUGUUUAACCUUUUCAGUGCCAUAGGAUGGCAGUCAGAGGGUUAAAUGACAAUCAGUAAUGAUCUACGAGAAGGCAAGCAGUACACCAUCAAAAAGCACACAAAAAAACUCUUUAAUUUCUAUUCUUAUCACUUAUUUUAGUAGUAGUAUUUUAUAAAGCGCCAACAUAUUCCGCAGCGCUGUAUAAAUCACAAUUUUUUUAAAUAUAUAUAUAAUAAAACACACUCACCUGAUCAUUUCUCACAGGUGUGCCAAAGGCAAAUGAUUUAUUUUGAGGCUUAAUCAACAACUGAGCCCCCAAGAUGACUUUAGGAAAUAGUAAAACAUUUUUCAACAGUAAAUCUACCUGUAUUUAAUUCUGAAAGCGAUGUGUAAUGAUUUGAUAUCAGGUCUGUUUCAUAAUGCAAUGUACAGGUGAUGAUAAAAGAAAAGAGCAUGUAAAAAGCUUGUAUUAUAUGCAGUGAUACCUUUUGAUAAAUGGCUCAGGCGCUUUCAUAUAGUAAUGGGAUGUGCUGUUACCUCCUGUUUCGAUUGUAGCUGUGCUAGUGAACUAGCUAUUACCGCCCCAGAGGACCGGGAAAACACUGACCCCUAGUGGUCAAUUGUAGAUGAGGCAAUAUGGGCAGUUAUUAAUCGGAUCUAGGUUUGGGUGUCUAUAUAGACUGUUGAGAAAUUGUUCAGAAUGUAAUUCCUGUAAUCACAAUCCAGUUUUAACACUGUGUCUACUGCAGUUGGGGACAAAGUUGACUGAUUUCAGUGGGUCACCAAUUUAAAUGAUUUUAAUGCCAUUCUAAUAGAGUCUUGUGAAAUUCAGAGAAAACCAACUUUAGCUAAUUUGUACCACCGAAUAAAAAAAGAAAAAGCCCCCUUUUUUCAGUCCUAUAAAAAACCCUCAAUGCUUAAUAAUUGACACCCAAAAUAAAAUAAAAUGGUAGAGCACAUUUUAAUCCUCACUGCCUUAUAUCAUUUUAAUAACUAAAAACAUAAAUAAAACAAGCUUAGAAAAAUAACUAAUAAAAAUCAAUUAAAAAGAGUUACUUUUUAAGGAAAUAACAUGUUCUGAAAACAAAACUACAUGCACAUACAAAUCUAUAGAAACUAUACACAUAUUAUUCCUUAGAAUAACAUAGGAGGUUUUUUUUAUAACUUAACUGAAACCUUAAACUUUUCACCUCAAUACUUUGUAAUUCCCUCUAGGUGUUAUAAGUGCUGUCACACAUCCUUUGCUGCAUAUAACACUUUUAGAUUUAAAUACAACACUAAAGAAUAUAGCUUUAUGACUCAAAUCUUACAUUAAUAUAAUUGAUCAAUUAGUACUGUACUAUUGUGACCCAUGUACAGGAAAAAAAAUAUAGAUAGAUAGAUAGAUAGAUAUCUCACCCAAAACAAUGAUACUGAGCCAAGUGAUACAAACGAAGGGAACUCAAAGAAUUAAAUAAUUUGUUGUUACAGAAAAAAGAAAAUUACACUUUAAAGUUUUUAGAUUUAUUUUUUUAUUGGGAAAAUUAUAAAAUUAAAUGUCUUUAAGAUUCUAUAAUUUUUUUGUCAAUCAAUAAUUUAUUGAGGUUAAAUAUUAUUGCGUACUAAUAAAUCCCAAAUGUACAGUACAAAGGGUCAGACGUAUAUUAAAAUUAGGUACAUAUAUGUACAAAAGUGACAUAUAAAAGAAUUUGAGUUUCACAUGAAUAGCUACUAUUUAUUUGAUUUUUGCAGAUAUUAUUUCUCCGGCGUCUAUUGUAUUUGCAUGGUACUGUGUGAUAGUCACUGUUAUUGGAUGAGGUCAGAAAUAAUAUACACUAAUUUAUUUGAUUGCCUACUUGUGAUGUCAUGCCAGAUCAGCUUUGUGUGUUCGUAUGAUUAGAGAUUGCUGCCACUGGAAGGUGCAAUCAUGUGUUGGAUUAUUACUAGAAGAUAGUAAUAUAAAGCUGAAAAAAAAUAAAAUGAGAAUAGUUAGGAAUUUUAGAUGAGUUCAAAGUGAAUUUCAAAUUUAAAGCCAAAAUAAGAAAAAACCUGAAAAAUUCAACUUAAUAUCCAGUUUGACUACUUUGGCAUACAAUUUGAAAUUUACUUCCAAUCCUCACUUUACUGAAUAACCCUAUACAUAUAUCUACAUGGAUAGUCAAUACCUAUACUCCAGUAUUUAAAGUCACACCAUGCCUUGCCAAGUAAAUUGUGGGGGAAGGGAAAGACUCUGAUAAUGAGCAGGUGUAGUGUAACCCCUUAAGGACACAUGAUGGAAAUUGAUCGUCAUGCUGGCCUUUUGAGACCGAGUCCUUCUGAGGUCUUAAGGUGUUCAUCCUGAUGUAUUCAGGUAUAAAUUGCAUUUACAGGUUCUCACUAAAGUGUGAAUUCUUAGGAAUUAAAAUUGGAUUACACAUUUUAGACCAAAAAUGCCACAAAAAGUUCUCCAAAAUGUGUCCACUGAAACUUGGAAAAACUCUGCUGGAAUAUUGACUAAAACAAUGUGAAUGGCGGAUCAUGACAAUAAAUAUGACAGAGUGGAAUAACCGUAUUCAAAUUAUAAUGAAAAAGUUGUGAAUGUUAAUAUUUUGUUCCACAAGAGUGGGCACUACAUGUCCCUGAAUCAUCUUCAACAUCAUUUCUAUACCCCAUGCAGUUAUGAGGUUUCCUGCUCUUGAAGGAUAGCAGAGGUUUCCUUUAAGUUAAUAAGAUUUUAUUGUCAUUAGUAAAAAACAAAAAACAAAGUGUGCACUAAUAUUUCAAUAAAGGUAUUCGUUUUCCCAAAAAAAUCAAGUGAAAAUGGAGUUCUAGCACCAAAUCAAACAACAUAUGAACUAGGCAAAGAUCAAUUUAGCAACAUUUGGUUCUAAAACCUUUUUUCAAAUGGCUCCAACCAAAUAUAACUCUUAACCUGACAGUCUAAAAGCCUUUUCUGUGGAAAUAUUUAGAAAGAAACUCAAGACUCAUCUGAUUUUGCAAGUGUUUUUAUGAACAUCGGUCACUUCUUAAUUUUAAUGUAAACUGCUGUGACAAAUGUGUUAAACAUUUUGAGUCAGAUUAAAAGUGUGAAUUGAUGGGGAUUAAAAAAGAAUUCAAAGUGAAUUUCAAAUUUAAGGCAAAUAUGAAAGCAAAGGCAGACAGCGGCCAGCUUCAAUCAAAGUGAAAGACGAAGUCUCAAUCAGCGAAUAAAAUUAAUUCAAUAUGUGCUUUUUAUGAUCAUUUAAAACCGUGUAUAAUUCAACAUGGGGGAGGACUGGACAAGGUGAGACUUCCUUUAGAAACUUUGAGUAAGUGUUGUCUCGGCAAGAGAGUUUUCACCCAUGAUGAAUAAUGCCACAUUUAAAAUAAAUACAAAUUCUUUGUAUGAUACAGAAUAAUGUGAGCAACUACUAUAAAAUAAAACCAGUCUCAGCUUUUCAAUUUUUCACAAAGAUAGUUAAAAAACCAAUUGAAAGGGAGAGAAAUAAUAUAUGAUAUAGAGGAAAAGAAAGAAAAGAGGGGUGGGGAACACUGUGAUAACCCCCAAAAAACACUAUACAAUAGAGAUGUACUCCUGCCAAGAAUCCCAUAUUUCAUACAUAGUAGAUGGUGCUGUGAACUGUAGCGGUUGGUUUAUUUAUUAGAUCAUUCUUAAUCUUAACAAUCAUUUCACAGAGAGGGAUGCAGAGUCCCCGAGCUAGGCCUCAACCAGAGCCCUCCAGGCCUUUAACCCCUUAAGGACCAAACUUCUGGAAUAAAAGGGAAUCAUGACAUGUCACACAUGUCAUGUGUCCUUAAGGGGUUAAAGUUACAUUAAUAAAAAGCCUCUUUUAACCUGGGAAGGAAAGCCCUGAAGCAACCGGGAUAGUAAAAAUAGUCAAUGAUUUAGUUUGAAAGGUAUUAGGUCACGUUUUAAAUGAUAAAAAAGCACCUAUUUUAUCAAUUUAAAUGCUGAUUGAGACAUCAUUCUUCUUUAGAGAUGCUGGCCACUGUCUGGUGUUGUUUGUGGCAGGACAAAGGCGAAGUCUCGCAAGCAAGAUACUGUUUCCUGAGAUGGUUUUUUACUUAUUGUGCCAGCCCUCUGACCAUUUUUAUUUUAGAUUUAAAAACAUAGCUUACUUUUAAAAAAAAAAAAAAUCAAUUCAGCUACUUUGGCCUCAAAUUUGAAAUUCAUUUUCAAAUUCCCUUUGAAUUCCUAUCAAUUCACUCUUUAGUGGAUAAAACUGCUGGAGUUGUUAUGACUCAAAGUAUCCCUUCUAUUAUAAGAUAAUAUAUUGUAUAUGACAGUGUGAUGUAACUUUUUUUUGUCCAUGUGUUCUACAGCUUCUGAGAGGUCGGCCUGCCCUUCUCUGGACGAGUCUCCACCAUAUCCGCUACCUUUCAAGCCCUUCACGUGGAAUGGUUUGGCAAACUCUGAACUCCGACAGCUGGUGCAGAACUGCAGGCCGGCCGGACUGGACAGGAGUUCGGCUCUAAAUAUCUAUGGUGAGCGGGAGCCACCUGCUCUUCCUCCGCCCCUCUAUAGCACAGACAGAUUGUAUGGGGACUUUGGACAAAGCGUGGGGCGUUUUGGGGAGUCCAGGGUGGCCCCUGGACUCUACGGGGACAAGGCUCAGAGCAUCAAGAUGGAAUCGGAUCUUCUGUGCACUCGCCUUUUGCUUAACAAUGGCUCUUACAAAUGUCUCAAAUGCAGCAAGGUAAUCGGCUUAUGAAUGUUCACAUGUUAUAUAAACUCUGUCGCCUUAACUUAAGACAGCAUGUUUACUAAUAUACUAGAAUUGUAUAUAUAGUUGCAUGGGCUGACUGUAUGUUAAUGUCAUUUGAUACUAAACACUUUUGAUUGUUAAGUCACGUUUUUCUUUUUUAGCAUAAUGAAAAGUUAAAGGAACACUAUAGUCACCUAAAUUACUUUAGCUAAAUAAAGCAGUUUUAGUGUAUAGAUCAUUCCCCUGCAAUUUCACUGCUCAUUUCUCUGCCAUUUAGGAGUUAAAUCACUUUGUUUCUGUUUAUGCAGCCCUAGCCCCACCCCCCCUGGCUAUGAUUGACAUAGCCUGCAUGAAAAAAAAACUGGUUUCACUUUCAAACAGAUGUAAUUUACCUUAAAUAAUUGUAUCUCAAUCUCUAAAUUGAACUUUAAUCACAUACAGGAGGCUCUUGCAGGGUCUAGCAAGCUAUUAACAUAGCAGGGGAUAAGAAAAUCUUAAUUAAACAGAACUUGCAAUAAAGAAAGCCUAAAUAGGGCUCUCUUUACAGGAAGUGUUUAUGGAAGGCUGUGCAAGUCACAUGCAGGGAGGUGUGACUAGGGUUCAUAAACAAAGGGAUUUAACUCCUAAAUGGCAGAGGAUUGAGCAGUGAGGCUGCAGGGGCAUGUUCUAUACACCAAAACUGCUUCAUAAAGCUAAAGUUGUUCAGGUGACUAUAGUGUCCAUUUAAUAAGGUAAACAAUUUCAAUCCUGAAAAAAAAUCUACAACAUUACAGGUCAUCAAGGGAUAAAGUACAGCCCUUAAGAACCAAUAAUGGGUUGGAUGAGAAAAUCUUGUGUUUAGAAUGCAAUGGGAUUUAUUUCUUGAAAUGUAAAUUGAUGGGAAAGUGCUAUUGGAAACUGUAUUUAUAGAUGAUUCAAAAAGAAAUCUUCAUCCCUGCAAUAAGGUUUUACCCAGAGGUUUUGGCCUAAAAUGUUGUAUUUAAAUUGUCAGUUCAGUGCAUCUGACUUUGUAGUGGAUAAACCCACUGGGAUCCAGUUUCAGUGCAAUGAUUCAUUAUAUGACCCAGUGUAUAUUUCUGAUAUCUAAACAACAUAUGAUAAUAACAUCUGUACGUUUAUUUGAUGACUGGAAAAGCUUAAAAUUAAUUCUUAAAAAAAAUAAAAAAUAUUUGCAUGCAUUUAAGGACAUUAACACACUAUAUUCACGAUAAAAAAAACGACACAAUAUUAUACAAGCUUUUUUUAGGAGUAUUUUAUUAUUUAUUACCAUAUAUAUGACGAAGAUAAGCAUUCAGUAUGAGUAGGAGAGAGACAGUACCUGACCCACUUCCAGUACAUUUGGCUGACAUCAUUAUUCUCCGUUUGUCCAGGUCUUUUCUACUCCCCACGGACUGGAAGUUCAUGUGCGCAGAUCCCAUAGUGGAACAAGGCCCUUUGCGUGUGAAAUGUGCGGGAAAACAUUUGGUCAUGCGGUCAGCUUGGAGCAACAUAAAGCGGUCCAUUCUCAGGUAAUAGAACACUGCGGUAUGGCACGUAACCCAUCUUCUUCUUGGUUCCAUGAAGAAAAUUAUGUUUUGGUCCACAGCCCAGCAUUUCCCACGGAGAGCAGGGUUUCUGUCCAUUUGGUAGCUUUUUUUUUUUUUUUACAAUUCUGCUAUUUUUAUCUAAAUAGAAUUUUUGGAUUGACAAGUCUCCACAGUUUGCGGUUUGAUGAAUAGACCCAUUAUUAACCUUUCUCUAUGACGGACUACUUUUAAGAGAUUGUAACAGAUGGGAUAUCGAUACAUAAUAGAUGUUAUAGCUAAACUGCUAAACCAGUGCAACAGUGUGUAAUAAUACUAAUACCAGCCAUGGCAGACAUUUAGGGGUUGUUGUAUACAUGUAUUAUGUAAAUUAAGGAUCAACAAGGACACAUUUUGUUACUUCUGUUGGUAGUAGUUUUUGUUAUAAUUUCUUUUUUUCCUUUUUUUUCCACAGGAAAGAAGUUUUGAUUGUAAAAUCUGCGGCAAAAGCUUUAAAAGGUCGUCCACACUCUCCACACACCUACUUAUCCACUCGGACACCAGGCCCUAUCCUUGUCAGUACUGUGGAAAAAGGUUCCACCAGAAAUCAGAUAUGAAAAAACACACGUUCAUACACACAGGUCAGUGUUGCGUGUGCUCUCCUGUAAUCAAUGGCAGCCAACUUACCUUGCGCAUUAUAGUAUUCUCUUUCUAAAAGAACAAAAAACGAUUUACAGUGAAAACUGCUUUUAAAAACUGUACUUCACUCUGAGGUUAGAGAAAAAUUCCAAGUGCCAUGUAACCUUAUAAGUGCCAUACAAGUGGCACUGUAGUAGUUAUGGUUCUAGGAGUGCCCUAGCAGUUUAGGAAUGGCAGGGCCAUACUCAUUGGCUGACACCCUCAGUCAUUGAGCAAGCAGCCCUGUAUGAUCUUCUGGUUCCGCAGACUUGGUGAUAGAUGCCUGGCAGACCCCAAGUAAGUUGUCAAACUAUUCUGUUUGAGGGCAGGGUGCAGUAGUCGUAGUGUUUAUUUAUUGUGAUUACUGAGAGUUUAGAGACUAGUACAAUGAUAGAACAGUGGAGCAGUUACCAUGGAGACCAAAGACACAUUCCUGCAGAUUAACUCUCUUUUUGGACUAUAAUACUCGAACAGCAAAAUGAGCAACAUUCUGCAGAUACAUCUGUGGGGGCGAAGCUUAAUAGUCAGAAAGACGAACAUGUUUCAGUUCUUCCUGUGGAUAGUUGCAGUAUGUAAACUAUAUAUCAUGGGUGCAUACUAAAACCAUUGAUACACUGCAGCAUGCACCUUUACAUAUACAAUAGUGUAUAUAGCGCCAACAUAUUCUGCAGUGCUGUGCAAUACGUAAACAAAACAGACACUACAUCCUACAAAAAAACAUGAUUGACAGACUGGAGCAGUAGGUGAAGAAGGUCCUGCCCAAAUGAGCUUAUAGUGUGACCAUUAAAACAGUGAUACACAUAUACACACCCACACACACACAAACACUGGAUACAUGAGCUCUUCUUGUCUCAGACAGCGAUUUGCAGCAGCAUUGUCAGUUCAUAACAUUUAUUAAAGCCCAUCCUGCUUUAUUCACCGUCCUAUCAAUGUCAUGACCUCCGGUCCAUCACCACUGUAUUAAACUCCCCAUGAACAAACAAUACGCGCAGAAAGAGGUUUGCCUUCAUUAGCAGCAUCUGUUCAUUAGCUGAAUCCUAGCAAUCCAAUCACUGUUGCUCUAAUAUGAUCCUCCCCAUGUUUGCUCAGAAGGGCUUUUCUAUAAGAUGAUUUGCACACUAUUGUGUUGAUUUGGACAUGAUUUGAAAAGCCUCGGAAAUGACAGGUGAGCACGGCUGACAGAUGCAGCGAGUACCCCACACCCCUCCCUCCCCCUCAUCAAUCUGCUGCAUUAUUGAAAUGAAUAUACAACAUACAAUGGGGGACUGAGCACUAACCCUUUCACUGCCACAGGGGUCUGAUGCUAGACCUGUAAGUUAUAGCAUGUUUUCCUUGCAGCGAAUGCUCAAAUCUUCAUAUUUUUUAUAAAGUAUCAGAGUGUAAAAAGCUGAUUUUGCAUGAUUACGUAAACUGUCUGUUGUCUUUCAUUUUGCCUAAAUAAUUGAGAAUUAAUUUUGGAUUAUCUGUCCAUAUAUCGUGAAAGUAAAUAGCUCACUACUUCUGUUGUAGGACUAUAACUACUAUGAUGCCAUGUCAGAUUUAUGGUGGAAUAGUGGAAUAUAUAGUUGUAGUUCUAUACCAGCCAUGUAUCUACCAAUUGGCUACUUCUGGUCUGUGUGAUGUCUAAGAGACAAGUCAAUGAACGCAUUUAAUAAUUUUGAAUAAUUAUUAAAUCACAUAAUUGUUAUGCCGUGUGUAUAUAUAUAUUUGUAAUUGCAUACAAGAAACUUAAAAUUGUCUCCUCUCUCUUUGCAGGAGAAAAACCACACAAAUGCCAGGUAUGUGGGAAGGCCUUCAGUCAGAGUUCCAAUCUCAUCACUCACAGUCGGAAGCACACAGGGUUCAAACCUUUUGGCUGUGACCUCUGUGGUAAAGGUUUCCAGAGAAAGGUGGAUUUGAGGCGACAUCGAGAAACCCAGCACGGUCUCAAAUGA